Messenger RNA from Symbiodinium pilosum, 393 nucleotides. The record is from the annotation of a GenBank genome assembly. NCBI's taxonomy places the organism in Eukaryota, Dinophyceae, Suessiales, Symbiodiniaceae.
GUUGGCUCGGCGCUGACCACGAUUGGCUCGGCCUCCUUUUUAUUGCCCUGCACGAUGCAUGUCUUCUUCAAGCUCGGCGCGGUGGUCUGCGGCGUCACCACCUACGCUGUGGUCUUCGCGCUUGUGCCCUUGCCAGCGGUGCUGAUGUGCUUCGGGCCCUGCGGCCAUGACUUCCGGUCCAUCCUGGAGCUCUUGGGGCGUGCAGCGCAGAACAUAAUGCCCGAGGACGAGGAAGAGGAGGACGACGAGGACCAGGUUCUGUCCGUAGCUCCGACGGACGAGGUCCGGGAACAUCGCCGUUACGUGCUCAACAUGCCCAGCAAGGGCAUGGGCCAAGUUGGUGACACGUCGCACUUCCAGCCCACUCGCACAAGAAUUGCCAUCCACGGAUGA